Culex pipiens pallens (northern house mosquito) is the source of this 3414-nucleotide messenger RNA. RefSeq lists its product as uncharacterized. The transcript is spliced from 2 exons. Bases 347 to 3166 code for a protein of 939 amino acids. The record is from RefSeq and is a predicted model, not a curated record. Lineage: Eukaryota; Metazoa; Arthropoda; Insecta; Diptera; Culicidae.
AGUAACACGAAUUGUUGUUGAAUAACAAUAAUUGUUUUUGAUUAGGAAUGCAAAUCAUCUCGGCGCAGCCCUACCACAAUGAAUUUGGUAGCGGUGGGCUGCGUUUAGGUGUUUCCGCCGUAGGUUAGGACAAUUACGAUAGGUAUGAUCGGGGAAUAAGUACAAAAAUAAAAUCACUUGGAAUUCGACCGCACACAGGACUACAUCUCUUCAAAACCCAUCCGAACAUUUGGUGCCGAAACCCGGGACAAUCGCUGUCGCCGGAUAAAUCUCCCACGUCGUCGAGUCAUCGCCAGCACGAAGCCGCUUAUAAGUUAAGUAUAUUAGUUAAGUGAGUGAAGUGAAGAUGACUCCAAAGAAGAGAUAUGUGCGGAGCAAUUCCGUCAAGUUAAAAGAAUUGAAGAGGCGGAUGGCCACGAUCCUAGGUUCAGCGGAACAAAUCAAAGUAUUCGAGGCCAAUUACACGGCCGACCAAGCAAAUCAACUAGCAAUUAGAAUCGAAAUGCUUGAUGAGCUUUGGAAGCAGUACUCGGAGGUACAAGAAGAAAUAGAGCUUCUAGAGGACCUUUCGGGUGAAGAAAUUUCUGAAGAACGAUUAGUAUUUCAAAACAAAUACGUUGAAUUAAAAGCACUACUUGUUAGUAAGUUACCGAAUCUAUCGGUAAAUACGGAGCCCACUCGCGUGGCUUCAAAUUCGGCGAGCAUCGUGUCGCAAUCGGUACGUCUGCCCGAGAUCCAAAUUCCCAAGUUCGACGGGAAUCCGGAAUUGUGGAUCGAAUUUCGUGACACAUUUAAAUCACUCAUUCAUGCAAACCCAAAUCUAACAGCUAUCCAAAAGUUGCACUAUUUAAAAGAUGCACUAAUUGGUGAGGCUCAUUCGUCCGUAGCCAAUCUUGAGAUGUCGACGGAAGGUUAUAAUAUCGGGUGGAAAUUAGUUGAAAAGCGACACAACGAUACUAACUUUUUGAUCAAAAGACACAUUUCUGCUUUAUUUGCGAUAGCACCAAUUAAAAAAGAGUCUUCUGCUCUGUUGAUGGACCUCGCUGAUCAAUUCGAUCGUCACGUCAGCAUACUUAAUAAGCUAGAAAAAACAGAAGAACAUUGGAACUCUGUACUAGUUGAAGCUUUGAGCAGACGUUUAGAUACUACUACAUUGAAGGAGUGGGAAAAAGAUUGCAAAGAAGGCGAACGUCCUGAUUUCGACGCUUUAGUCACAUUUAUUCGCAAACAAGCGCGUACGUUACAGUCAGUAAAAAUGUCUCACACACCGACAGCUACACAAGAGACCAAGAUCGUAGUAAAAUCAAGGUCCACAAACAACUUUAUGAUCGCUGAGGCAGCGCACAAAUGUCCGAUGUGCAAAGCAGCUCAUUAUUUGUAUGAGUGCGAUCAGUUUAACAAACUUUCACCAAGACAUUGCUUUAAUAUCGCCAAAAAGUACAAACUGUGUAUCAACUGUUUACGUGGACAUCACCUCGCCAAGAACUGCAACUCCUCUAACUGCAAAUCUUGUGGACAAAGGCACCACACCCUAUUGCAUCUACCGCCAGCUGUCGAUGGUAAUAGUUACAACAGCAAUCAGCGAACUACAUUUACAGCGUUUGGGCAACAGGUAGAAAAUCCACAAGUACAAACACAAAUGUAUUGUCCUCCUCAUUUGAUGGGGGGAGUGUCGGGGGCUCGACACCCCAAUACUAUUGAUUCUUUUGUCCCUGGGACAAUAGAAACCCCUUUUGCACAUGUAGCUCAGUCCAACCAAACCCCAAGCCACACAAACUACUCGGCUUAUUCGGCAAUUCUCAGCGAAGGGAAACCUGCACAGAACCACUACAACGAACAGCACAAGAUUAGAUCAGCUAACCGUGCAGCAGAAGACUCAUCGGGAGUUCUGGACACGUCGCGGGCAAAGACAGAGGUCUUCCUCGCAACCGCAAUCGUGCGGGUAGAAGAUCGUGACGGGACGAAUCACUUCGCGCGCGUGGUGUUAGAUAGUUGUUCUCAGUGCAAUUUUAUAUCGGAAGCGGUCGCCACCAAGUUACGAUUACGGCGGACCAAGACAAAUACGGAAGUCGCGGGAAUCGGUCCGGGUAAAGUGCGUGUUACGGAAUCGGUCACUGUGAAGCUUCGCUCGCGGACUCGCGCUUUCGAAACGUCGGUCGUUUGCCUCAUUAUUGCCAAAAUUCCGGCAAUUUUACCGAGCCAGAAUAUCGAUAUUCGCGACUGGCAGGUUCCGCGUGACGUGAAAUUGGCUGAUCCGAAAUUCAACAUUAGUGCGGGUGUGGACAUUUUACUCGGGGCCGAACUCUUCUUCUCGUUAUUGCUUAGCCAGCAAUGUAAAAUAAAUGUUGGAUAUCCACUCUUACAGGAAACUGUGUUUGGACAUAUCGUGUCAGGGAUGUACGCGGGGCGUGGAGCAAACCCAUCGCUGUGCAUAAUCAGCAGUGCCAGCGGGCUGGAUGCCAUCCUAGAGCGAUUCUGGCAAGUGGACGACUUUGACCGCGGUCGAGCGCUGUCGCUAGACGAUAGGUGGUGUGAGGAUCACUUUAAUCGCACGGUUUCGCGUCGGGAUGACGGGCGUUACGUGGUACGGUUACCAAUCCGCGAAGAUCGAAGACCUUUUCUCGGUGACUCGUAUAAUCUAGCCCAGCGUCGGUUCCUGGCUAACGAGCGCAGAUUUGGAUACGACCAGCAGCUUCGCGACGACUACCUGCGAUUUAUGGACGAAUAUGCUGAACUCGGACACUUGGAACCGGGCUUACGCACAGGAAAUGCGGCGUACCGUCCAAGAUUUUUGGAAACGAUGGACUCGGGAUUACGUUCAUCAUUUGCAUCAACGUCCAAAAUGGCACCAAGGCACUCGAAACCCUCAGGUCGGCGAGUUAGUUUUGUUGAAACAAGAGAACCUUCCGCCGUUGCAAUGGAACAUCGGACGAAUAACCGCCACACAUCCGGGCAGAGACGGCAGGUGCAGGGUGGUCGACGUCCGCACCACAAGGGGAACUUACCGGCGUGCCGCAGCAGAAGUAUGCCUGCUGCCAAUCGAAACCGAGAGCAGCAAAUUAGAAAACCCAGCCCAGCACCAGAUGCAGCUCCCGACAAGCCAGCCCGAACUGUAAAAUUGUCAGAAGCUCGGUUCAAGGAGACUGAUGAAGCAGAAAGUGAGUAAAGGAGUUGACCCAGUCAACUAGGGGCAGGAUGUUUGUAGUAACACGAAUUGUUGUUGAAUAACAAUAAUUGUUUUUGAUUAGGAAUGCAAAUCAUCUCGGCGCAGCCCUACCACAAUGAAUUUGGUAGCGGUGGGCUGCGUUUAGGUGUUUCCGCCGUAGGUUAGGACAAUUACGAUAGGUAUGAUCGGGGAAUAAGUACAAAAAUAAAAUCACUUGGAAUUCGACCGCACACAGGACUACAUCUCUU